Messenger RNA from Myodes glareolus (Bank vole), 2007 nucleotides. RefSeq lists its product as uncharacterized. Lineage: Eukaryota; Metazoa; Chordata; Mammalia; Rodentia; Cricetidae. The record is from RefSeq and is a predicted model, not a curated record.
CCCAGUCUGAGGAAGUGGUUCCCGGGCAUGGAGUGUACUCCUCUUUGAGAAACCCUGAAAUAGAACUCGAGGCAGCAGCAUGAUGGCAAACCGUGAGGAUGAAAUUAGGCUCCGUAGAUAUCUUGAAGCCGCUAACACUGAAGAGGAAUAUGAUGGGGAGAAUGACAUACAUAGACGAGGCUCCAGAGAGCGAACCCUUAUCCAUCGUUAUCUCCAGGAGAGAGGAUUCAGAAGCGGUGAUAGGGGAAGAAACAUGAAUUUUUUUGGACAAAGACUUUCAGAAAAUCAGCCUCCACUUCAUCUGAUGAGAUAUGACAACCGUGAAGUUCAAUCAAGGUGGACUAGAAUCCAAUCAGAAGAGAGACAUCCACAAAUAGAAAGAAAUCAAGUUUCCUUUGGGAGAUUUCAUGGCCACUCUCUAUCUCGUGCCCACCACAUUAGCAGAUCUCAUGGCUAUCCCUCCAGAAGAUCUUAUAGCCACUUCAGGAGCACUCCUGUCAACUCAGAUAGACCACAUCAUGACCGCUCAGUUAGACCCCAUCGUGAACACUCAGAAGGACGCCGUCAUGACCACUCAGGUAGACACUAUCAUGACCACUCAGGUAGACACUAUCAUGACCACUCAGGUAGACCUCAUCAUGACCACUCAGGUAGACACUAUCGUGACCACUCAGGUAGACCCCAUCAUGACCACUCAGAUAGACCUCAUCAUGACCAUUCUGGUAGGUUUCAUCUUGGCCACACAGGGAGAGCUCAUCCUAGCCACUCAGGUAUAGCUCAUCAACACCAUGCAGAGAGAGCUCAACUUAGCCGUACAGGACUAGCUCACCGUGACCACAGAGGGAGAGCUCAUCUUAACUACACAAGGCCGGCUCCUUACAACCGUGCCGGGAGAGCUUAUGGUAGACACGUGGAGCUAGCUCAUCGUGGCCACAGAGUGGGAGCUUAUCCUAACCACACAGGGCUAGCUCAUCACAACCAUGCUGGGAGGGUUAAUCAUGACCACUCAGGGAGAGCUCAUAACAACCGUACAUGGAGAUCUCGCAGUCAUGAAGAGAGAUACCGUGGUCAAAGAGGAAGAUUUGAAAGAAGCGAAACAUCAUCAGACUCUGACUCUGAAAUGGACAGAUUUUCUACAAUAAUAGAUAUGACUGAAUACUUACGGGAUCAGGAACAGCAGAGAAAUGAGCUAAUUAAUCUCAAUAGAGAGAUGGUAGAAGAAGGCUAUAGGAGCUCUGCUGAAAGUGAGGAAAGCUCUGACAGUUUAUGGAGAUACGAAGUUGGUGCUGAAUUCCUGAAUGGCAGAUACACCUCAAUUAGGACUAUUCCACGUCAUCCAAAAGGAGUAAGACUGAACUUUAAUGUCGGAGCAUGGACUAAUCAGACUAAUCUGUCACUCCACACUAGAUUCACCAUAGUGAGGAAUUUGAGACGUGCCAGAAUGAACAAUAUGAACCUUGGACUCAGAAGAGAUGACGACUGAACUGUCAUUUCCUAUCAAGGAUUUCUGCUAAUAGCACUGAACCAGACUUAGGAGCAUAAAUAUAUUCUUAGAAUCUUGGACUUAGGAGUGUUCUUAUUAAAGCACUUUCUUAGGUAGGUUUUGAUGUCAGGAUUGGGUUGAUAUUAAACAGUUGGAAGAAAAAUUGUUUAGCACUGCUUGCAUAAAAGAACAAGGAGAUGAGCAAGAAGAAAGCUGGCUUAAGUGGGGUUAUUUUAGGAAAACAGCUAUUUUUAGAAAUACAUGGUUUUUUCACGUUAGAGAAAAGUGUGAUUUACUGUAGUCCUUAAGCUGUGAAACCUAUAUAACUGGUAAGAAAGCUCUAUCCACAAAAGCCAGUUCCUGUGAGUGACUUUAGCUAUGUUAUUAUUAAAAUAGUAGACUUUUAUACGUUUACAUUUUGUAGAACCAUACUGUAGCAUAAAAGGAAACUUACUCUUUUGUCAGAAUUCUAAGUUUAUCAUCUUUGUAAACACAUGAAAAACAAUAAAAGUGUGUGACCAUUA